Messenger RNA from Hibiscus syriacus, 2443 nucleotides. RefSeq names its product eukaryotic translation initiation factor 3 subunit B-like. The coding region runs from base 16 to 2259 and encodes 747 amino acids. Gene Ontology annotation, biological process: translational initiation. The record is from RefSeq and is a predicted model, not a curated record. Gene Ontology annotation, molecular function: RNA binding; translation initiation factor binding; translation initiation factor activity. Lineage: Eukaryota; Viridiplantae; Streptophyta; Magnoliopsida; Malvales; Malvaceae. Gene Ontology annotation, cellular component: eukaryotic translation initiation factor 3 complex. The transcript has 12 exons.
AAUGUAAUUUGAAACAUGGCAACUUGUAUUUCGUUAUUUCCAGCAGGAACCCUAAAAAUUCAGAUAAUCCAAAGAAAAAGCGGACAAGUGAUCAAACAUCAGCUCACCAUGGCCGCCGAGGUGAAGCUAAUGAACGAGAUUGAAGCGACGGCUGCACAAAUGGACAUCGAUAUGAACAUAGAUUUCAGCUCCAUCCAACUUCCUCCCGGUGAAAACUUUGGCAUCAUCAGUGACGACGAGGAUGUUUACCAUGAUGACCAAUUAGAGUUAGAUUCCGGAUUUGGAAACGUCAUUGUUGUCGAUAAUCUUCCUGUUGUUCCUCGUGAAAAGUUUGAGAAACUCGAAGGUGUUCUUCGAAAAAUCUAUAGUCAGAUCGGGGUGAUUAAGGAAGAUGGUCUCUGGAUGCCCGUAGAUCCUGAGACGAAGAAAACCCUAGGUUACUGCUUUAUAGAGUAUAAUACUCCUCAGGAAGCUGAACUUGCUAAGGAGAAGACUCAUGGGUAUAAGUUGGAUAGAGCUCAUAUAUUUGCUGUGAACAUGUUCGAUGAUUUUGACAAGUACAUGAAAGUUCCUGAUGAAUGGGCUCCACCCGAGAUUAAACCCUACACACCAGGGGAAAAUCUUCAAAAAUGGCUUGCUGAUGAGAAGGCACGAGAUCAAUUUGUGAUUCGUGCAGGCACUGAUACCGAGGUUCUAUGGAAUGAUGCAAGGCAGUCUAAAACUGAGCUUGUUUACAAACGCACUUACUGGACUGAGAGCUUUGUUCAGUGGUCUCCCAUGGGUACAUACUUGGCAACAGUUCACAGGCAAGGAGCAGCAGUUUGGGGAGGUGCCAAUACCUUUAACCGUCUAAUGCGUUAUGCCCAUCCUCAAGUUAAACUUAUUGAUUUUUCUCCUGGUGAGAAAUUUUUGGUGACAUACAGCAGCCAUGAACCAAGCAAUCCUCGUGAUGCAAAUAGGGUUGUGAUAAAUAUUUUUGACGUGAGAACUGGAAAAGUGAUGAGAGAUUUUAAGGGAAGUGCAGACGAAUUUGCAAUUGGAGGUGCUGGUGGUGUUGCUGGUGUUUCUUGGCCUAUUUUCAGGUGGGGAGGUGGAAAGGAGGACAAGUACUUUGCCAAACUUGGGAAGAAUAUGAUAUCUGUUUAUGAAACAGAGACCUUUAGCCUUAUUGACAAGAAAUCUUUGAAGGUUGAGAAUGUUGUGGAUUUCAGUUGGUCACCAACUGAUCCCAUCAUUGCACUUUUUGUUCCUGAACUUGGUGGUGGAAACCAACCUGCUAGGGUGAGUCUAGUUCAAAUACCUGGAAAAGAGGAAUUGAGGCAGAAGAAUCUUUUCAGCAUUAGUGAUUGCAAAAUGUACUGGCAAAGCAAUGGUGAGUAUCUUGCUGUGAAGGCUGAUCGUUAUACAAAAACAAAGAAAAGCACGUACACUGGGUUUGAGCUCUUCCGCAUCAGAGAAAGGGACAUACCAAUUGAAGUUUUGGAACUUGAUAAUAAAAAUGACAAGAUUAUUGCCUUCGCUUGGGAGCCCAAGGGACACAGAUUUGCUGUUAUACAUGGCGAUAAUCCAAGGCCUGAUAUUAGCUUUUACACAAUGCGAAGCACUCACAAUUUAGGCCGUGUUUCAAAGCUCACUACUCUAAAAGGCAAGCAGGCAAAUGCUUUAUUCUGGUCACCUGGUGGCCGCUUCAUAGUACUUGCUGGAUUGAAGGGUUUCAAUGGUCAAUUGGAAUUCUUCAACGUUGAUGAGCUUGAAACCAUGGCGACUGCUGAACAUUUUAUGGCAACAGAUGUUGAAUGGGAUCCCACUGGAAGGUAUGUUGCCACUUCAGUGACUUCAGUUCAUGAAAUGGAGAAUGGUUUCAACAUAUGGUCCUUCAAUGGCAAGCUACUUUACCGGAUACUGAAGGAUCAUUUCUUCCAGUUCCUGUGGCGCCCAAGGCCGCCAUCAUUCUUGACUCCCGAGAAGGAAGAAGAGAUUGCAAAGAACUUGAAGAAGUACAGCAAGAAAUACGAGGCAGAGGACCAAGAUGUAUCGAUGCUAUUGAGCGAGCAAGAUCGUGAGAAGAGAAGGAUGCUGAAGGAGGAAUGGGAAAAAUGGGUUGAGGUAUGGAGGCGGGCACACGAGGAGGAACAACUGGAGAGGCAGAAGUUGAGGGAUGGAGAAGCCAGCGGUGAAGAAGAAGAAUACGAGGCCAAAGAAGUUGAAGUAGAGGAAGUGUUGGAUGUGUCAGAAGAGGUCAUAUCAUUUGAAGAUUGAAAGCUGAAGAAGCAAACGAACUCAGUGGCACUUGAUUCUUCAGUAUGAUGAUGUUACCUUCUUUUUGGAGCUGAAGUCAUUAUUAGAGAUAUUUGUUCGAGAGUUUUGGGUCAUGACAUUUAUGUUUGAGUGGGUCGGUGAGCACUGGACUGAGGUUAAUGUUAGAUUAGAAUCAGAUAUAUAA